Pipistrellus nathusii (Nathusius's pipistrelle) is the source of this 1203-nucleotide messenger RNA. The record is from the annotation of a GenBank genome assembly. Lineage: Eukaryota; Metazoa; Chordata; Mammalia; Chiroptera; Vespertilionidae.
AUGCUGCUCACCGUGUACUGUGUGCGGAGGGACCUCUCCGAGGUGACCUUUUCCCUCCAGGUCGACGCCGACUUCGAGCUGCACAACUUCCGCGCGCUGUGCGAGCUCGAGUCCGGCAUCCCCGCGGCCGAGAGCCAGAUUGUCUAUGCUGAAAGACCUCUCACAGACAACCACAGGUCUCUGGCUUCUUACGGCUUGAAAGACGGAGAUGUCGUGAUUUUACGACAGAAGGAGAAUGUGGACCCUCGACCUUCAGCACAGUUUCCAAACAUACCCCGAAUAGACUUCCGUAGUAUAUCUGUGCCCGGCACCUCGAGCUCCCGGCAGCGGCAGCCACCCGGAGUCCAGCAGUCCCGCUCGUCUCCCGGAGAACUGGCUGGAUCUCCGCAGGGCUUGGACAAUCCGGCCUUGCUCCGAGACAUGCUGCUGUCCAACCCCCAUGAGCUGUCCUUGCUGAAGGAACGCAACCCGCCGCUGGCAGAUGCUCUGCUCAGUGGAGAUCUUGAGAAAUUCACUAGGGUGCUAGUGGAGCAGCAGCAGGACCGAGCCCGGCGAGAGCAAGAAAGGAUUCGUCUCUUUUCUGCUGAUCCUUUUGAUCUCGAAGCUCAGGCCAAAAUAGAAGAAGAUAUAAGGCAACAGAACAUUGAGGAAAACAUGACCAUAGCUAUGGAGGAGGCUCCGGAGAGUUUUGGCCAAGUAGUGAUGCUUUAUAUUAACUGCAAAGUGAAUGGACAUCCUGUGAAAGCCUUUGUUGACUCAGGUGCUCAGAUGACUAUUAUGAGUCAAGCUUGUGCGGAAAGGUGUAACAUAAUGAGGCUGGUGGAUCGUCGGUGGGCGGGGAUCGCCAAAGGAGUGGGCACCCAGAAGAUCAUUGGAAGGGUGCAUCUAGCUCAGGUGCAGAUCGAGGGCGAUUUCCUGCCGUGCUCCUUCUCCAUCCUUGAGGAGCAGCCCAUGGACAUGCUUCUGGGACUGGACAUGCUGAAGCGGCAUCAGUGUUCCAUUGACCUCAAGAAAAACGUCCUCGUGAUCGGCACCACAGGCUCCCAGACCACCUUCCUCCCCGAGGCAGAGUUACCCGAGUGUGCCCGGCUGGCCUACGGGGCCGGGCGGGAGGAGGCGCUGCGGCCCGAGGAGAUCGCAGACCGAGAAUUAGCAGAAGCCCUUCAGAAGUCCGUACAGGAUGCAGAGCGUCAGAAGCCAUGA